Molecule: messenger RNA, 3755 nt
Organism: Phlebotomus papatasi
Lineage: Eukaryota; Metazoa; Arthropoda; Insecta; Diptera; Psychodidae
Gene: Ptx1
Product: pituitary homeobox homolog Ptx1
Exons: 6
Coding region: 1028-2329 (433 amino acids)
Biological process (GO): anatomical structure morphogenesis; regulation of transcription by RNA polymerase II
Cellular component (GO): nucleus
Molecular function (GO): RNA polymerase II cis-regulatory region sequence-specific DNA binding; DNA-binding transcription factor activity, RNA polymerase II-specific
Source: RefSeq, a predicted model, not a curated record
GUAUGCCACAAAUCAGUUCACUAUUUCAGUCGCAGUGUAAUUUUGGACGAAUAACAAGAGGGUUCGAUUUGUGUGCUUGAUGUACUGCAGACUCUCAAUCCCCCAAACAGUCAUAUAUGUUGAGUGUACAAGAGUGCUAGAGGGCGAGUAAGUGAAUUUUCCCCGUUUAUACCAUCUCCGGAUCACAUCCCGGGGUCGUCUAACCAUCGCGCAUCAGGGAAAACAGUAGCUGUUUUGUGUGGCUGCGGAUCAGUUUGGAUAGGACUGAGUACCAUUGUUAGAUACCUCCGAACCUCUAUCUAACACCACAUUCUCGGGUUUUUCGUGUGUGAACUUUUACGAAUAGUGAAAACAUUCAUCUUAAUCCAGUGAAACUGACUUACCGGAUGUGUUUGUAACUAAAUGUGCGAAAAGUUUUGCAAAUUUCAAAAUUUUACCGGUCGAUUUUCAUCCCAAAAUAUUCGGAACUAAUAUCGGGAGUUAGUGGAUUAGCAAGAAAAGUCAUUACCUUGUUCUUGCCAGAUUGUCUGACAAGACCACACCAAAACCUAUAAUACCAUCUUAAUACUUUAUAAUACUUUCAAAGAUUUCCCCAAUCCCAACAGACAUUAUCAUUGAUUUUUCACUUUUAAUCCUCCCCAAUUAAACAUAUCCAUGAAUAGUGUGUCGAAUCCCUAACAAAACCGAAUAUCCCAACCCCCAAAAAAUUAAAAACUCGGACUUUUCUUAAGUGAUUUGUAAAAUAGUGCAACAAAACUCUUUAAAAACGAAAAAAUACAUAAAAGUGACUUAAAUGUGGGGAAUGUGGAUGUUCUCAGGCAAAUCUUAUAGCAUCUGAGAAGUUACAUAAGCCAGUAUCAAGGUGGAUAAUUUAGUUGUAAGGAUUACAUCUUCAAUAUAUUGGUCAGUGUUUUCUCAGAGCCGUCGCUAAAUUGCCAAGACGAUUCGAUACCACGGAUUUAGAGACGUCGUCAUUCCAAACGGAAGAAGACUGAAUCAACUAUCGGCCAUCUUUCCACCUGCUAUCAUGGAGCGGGGUGGGCUCGAAAGUAUGACCGAUUCCGCCGGACUCUGUCUUCAGGAUCUGGUGGGUGGGGGUGGUGGUGGCAGUGGCAGUCAGUCUGACCACUUGCACAAUCAUCAUCCGCUGCAUGAUUCUGUGGCAGCUGCGGUCAGUGUUUCAUCGGCGAUAACCGGCCUAAUGACAGGUACGGGAGGCGCUGGCCUAGGUCACUUGCAUCACAGUUCACACGACAUAUCCGGACAUCAUCACCACAGCGUUGUGCCACAUACCCCAUCUCUCCAUGAGCCACUGGAGAAGCUAAAGAUGUGGGCUGAAACUGGAGACUUUAGAGACAAUACACAUAGUGCAAUGACGGCAGUUACCAGUGGAAUGGAUCAUACUCAACUGAAUUUUCAGUCUUCAGCAUCAAGAGGACGAAGCAGAGAUAGAAAAGGUGAAGGAAAUCGAUCACUGGAGACAUCAGUGAAAACAGAAACAGUAACACCUGGUUUAGGUCACGAUGAUUCCAUUGUGUCCACUGAAGAGACGAAAAAUGACAAAAAGAACAAGAGACAACGACGCCAAAGGACGCACUUUACAUCGCAACAACUUCAGGAAUUGGAACAUACAUUUAGCAGAAAUAGAUAUCCGGAUAUGUCGACACGUGAGGAAAUCGCCAUGUGGACAAAUCUAACAGAGGCAAGAGUCAGGGUAUGGUUCAAGAACCGACGGGCCAAGUGGCGCAAACGUGAGCGGAAUGCAAUGAAUGCCGCAGCCGUCGCGGCGGCAGACUUCAAGAAUGGUUUCGGGACACAAUUCAUGCAGCCCUUUGCUGAUACAGAUACUCUAUAUACAUCAUAUUCGCCAUACAAUAAUUGGGCGACCAAAGUGCCCUCUCCACUUGGCACCAAAACUUUCCCUUGGCCUGUGAAUCCUCUGGGAUCAGUGGUAUCGACAAAUCAUCAUCAAAAUUCUGUGAAUUGCUUCAAUUCAUCGGCAUCAUCUGUGGCUGUUAGCAUGUCAACUUCGGGGACAAUGCUGCCGGGCGGAAUGGGUACAGGUCUGGCGGCUACGGGUCCUGGUACUGCAGUUGCAGCACCACCCUGUCCCUAUACAAAUCCCACCAAUCCUUAUUCAAUGUACCAUCAUAGAGCUACAGCUGAGCCCUGUACAGCCAUGAGUUCAAGCAUUGCUACCCUUCGUCUGAAGGCCAAACAACAUACAUCCGGCUUCAGUAGUCCCUACUCAGCUCCGUCUCCUGUCUCGAGGUCCAACUCAGCAGGACUGUCCGCUUGUCAGUAUGCUGGAGUAACGGACACUGUGUGAGAAAACGCCUUGGGCUCCUUGCUGAACAGCCAACUUCAGCAUCACUCCCACAAGAAUCACGAGGAUGAUGACAUCCUGGGGCCCAAUAAUGACGGUGACGAAGUGGAAGAGAUACAAGAUUGAACAGCAUUUCCAACUGAAUUCCUGUAAGUCUCUUUUAGUAAAAAAAAAUUAACUAGGUUCUUUAUCCCGAAUACUAGGGUCCUUCUGGCGAAAUAUUCGUUUCGGUUACGAAUUCUUUGAAUACGAAAAUAGUUUUUUAGUGUAUUGAUACAAGCGAUAUAAACCUUUGUUCACAAGCAAUCUCUCAGACUAUAAAGAUUUUUUAUCUUUUUUUGAGUCUUUUACAUUACCAGUUCGAAGAUCAUUAAGAAUCCAUAUUCAUAAGUAAUUUUUCGAAUUUAAAAAUAUCACAUUAGACUAUCUCUGUUUAAACGUUUAGAAGAUGAUUCAUAUUCUUGCAUUCAUAAAUCUUCUCCGUGAGGAGCUUUCUAUUAGCUGAACCCUGUUUUACUGAUUCAAAAAUAAUUCGAAAAGGACACAAUGUUUUCGAAAUUUGAAUCGACGACCAAAAAAAAGGUAAAUUUCAAGAGAAAGAAAUUUUAGAACUUGUUUUAAAAUUAAUUAACGAUAAUGUUCGAUAACCCAUUAAGGAUAUUCUAUUAUUUGAAAUACAAUAUCGAAAACAAUGCUUUUCGAUUUUGGUUUUGAUAUGACAAGUAUUAAAAUUUGAAAAAAAAGUUUUAUCAACAUUUAUGCAACAUAUCCGCAACCUUAUUUUAAAAUCUUCAAGAUAUUAUGCAAGCAUUCCGAAAUUUUGUUUCCAACCUCAAAUUUCGAUAGUUUCCGCUUCCUUAUUCGGAUCGGAGUUAUUUGGAUGUCAUCUUGAUUUUUCAAUUUAAAAUCUAUAAUAUUAGAUAAUAUAAAAACAAAGAAUUCUCUAAUAAUGCCUAAUGUUGCUUAAUUUUUUUAAUCCUAAUCCCAAAAAGUAUUAAUAAAAAAUCUUGUCUUAAUUACUUUUUCUAAGAAGUUAAACAAAUUCACAAAAAAUCAUACGAAUAACACGAAAUGGAUAUCUGUCAUUCAGUCUCCCAAUUAAACGAAUAAGAAAGCGAGCACUGUAUUUCUAAACAAAAUAUGUUCUUACUUUCAAGCCCUGUGAAUUUCGAAGUUGUAAAUUAACGAGUUUCAGGAAGAAGAGAAAAGCAAAAUCACGAUCUAAAGUUUUGUCUUCGAAUUUCGAAUUUCAUCCAAGGUUUCAACUCUAUGGAUUGAUCUGUCCAAAGAUUAAAAGUUUCGGAUAUAAUUCGAAAAAAAGCUUAGAAGGGAAUUUGAAAAAGUAAAGCUAUUUUUCAGUUUUUCUUGUUAAAAUUUUGCAGAUAUUUGAUGGGCUUUGGAGUGUCUUUGUCUCUUCGAAAAGUUAUUA